CACCAAUAAAGUACAAAUAUCAGUGUUGAUCAAAAGUGGUUGCGUGUUGAAGAAUUAAAUAAACAUCAACAAUAAAUUAAUUGUUUUAAUUGAAUUGAUUAAACAAAACAAAAAUAUAACAUCAGAGACAACUUCACCGAAUCAACACCCCGAAGAGGGUGAGACACAAAAGGCCACAAGUCGAACAGAGCUACGCCUAAAAGCCGGGAGAGUAGCACAGCGUUUUCAAGAUGUAUGGAAUGCUAUUGGAAAGUGUUCAGCAUUACGUGCAGGCUGAAUAUGGACCAGACAUCUGGAAGCAAGUAUGUCAAAUUGUUGAUUGCAAACACAGUUCUUUCAAAACCCAUCAGUUGUAUCCUGACCAUCUUAUGCCAGAUCUUGCUUCAGCCCUAUCGGCCUGUACAGGUGAAUCUUUUGACUCAUGCAUGAAUUUCUAUGGAAGAUGCUUUGUAAGAUUUUUCAGCAAUUUUGGAUAUGACAAAAUGAUUCGUGCAACAGGUCGAUUCUUCUGCGAUUUCUUGCAAUCCAUCGACAACAUUCACUUGCAAAUGCGAUUCACUUACCCAAAAAUGAAGAGUCCUUCUAUGCAGCUGACCCAUAUGGACGAGAAAGGAGCCAUGAUUGUAUAUCGAAGUUCCAGGACCGGUUUAUCAAAAUAUCUCAUUGGACAAAUGACAGAAGUUGCCGAGGAAUUCUAUGGAUUGAGGAUAAAGGCUUACGUAACAGAGAGUCAAAAUGACAUCACUGGUGGAACAGCUGGCCCAAUAAAACUCACCGAUACUCCAAAGACAGUUAUUGUCAAAUACAGAAUCGAUUUUGAUAAUGCUGAUUAUAUGGCAACAAGGGUAAAUGUUAUGGCACAUCCGUCCCAAUUAUGCUUGCCACAUGUUGAUUUGAACAUCUUUCUCGAACUUUUUCCCUUUACAUUGGUUCUCAAUCCCCAAAUGGAGAUAACACACGCAGGUGAAAAAGUAAUUGAAAUGUGGAUUCUUCAUAACCCGGGAAAACCUCCAAAAAGCUUCAUUGGUUCCAAAAUAACCGAACACUUCACCUGUCGUCGACCCAAGGGAACACCCUUCGAGUGGCAGGUUAUCCGCCAGAUGAAAACGGUGCUGUUUGAGUUGAUGUUAAUUCGAACGGGAAAGAGCAAGACUGCGGAUCUCCAAGCAGCUGUUUUGAAUGCCGAAUCUGACAUGUAUGACGAACUAUCCCUUCAAGCUUACAACUACAUGAGAGGUGCCGAGGAGGAUGAUGACGAUGAAGAUGAGGCAUCAGGUGACCGAAAAGCUUCACAAGGCACAAGGGGUAUAUUGUUGAAGGGACAGAUGUUCUAUAUCACGGAUAUGGACUCGCUGAUUUACCUUUGCAGUCCACUCAUUGAAAAUCUUGAUGAACUGCAUGGUGUUGGUUUGUAUCUCAAUGAUUUGAAUCCACAUGGCUUGAGCAGGGAAUUAGUAAUGGCCGGUUGGCAGCAUUGUUCGAAGCUGGAAAUAAUGUUUGAAAAAGAAGAACAACGUUCGGAUGAGUUGGAAAAAUCACUUGAAUUAGCUGAUUCUUGGAAACGACAAGGCGAUGAACUUCUCUAUUCGAUGAUACCUCGACCUGUUGCCGAGCGUAUGAGACGUGGUAUUGAUCCAAUGGCAUCUUGUCAAAGUUUUGAGGAGGUUUCUGUUAUAUUCGUGGAAGUUAUGAACGUCUAUUCGAAUUCCAAUAAAAUCCAAGAUGCAAUGUCCGCUGUAAAUACCCUGAAUACGGUCUUCUCUGCAUUUGAUGAGGAAAUAAUUUCACCACUGGUCUACAAAGUGGAAACAGUUGGAAUGGUUUAUAUGGCAGUGAGUGGAGCUCCAGAUAUAAAUCCUUUGCAUGCCCAACAUGCCGCAGAUUUAGCUUUGAGGGUUACGAAGAAAAUAAAAGGUUUGGGUUUGCCGGAGGUUGCCAUAAAAACUGGAAUCCAUUCGGGUCCAGUUGUAGCUGGUGUGGUUGGACUUAAGGUUCCGAGAUAUUGUCUGUUUGGGGAUGCAGUAAAUACAGCAUCUCGGAUGGAAAGCAGUGGCGAGCCCUAUAAAAUUCAAGUUUCCAACUAUACGGCCAGCAAAAUUCGGCCACAUGGAUAUGUUGUGGAGUCCCGCGGAUACGUUAAAGUCAAGGGCAAAGGAGAAAUGGAAACAUUUUGGCUUCUUGCCGGACCUGAUGAUAAUCCGGAGCAGCAACAGUCGCAGCAGCAACCGCAACAAAAUUAGUUUUAUUUUAGUUUAAGUUUUGUAGAAAUAUAAGUUCAAUUGUUUAGGGAAAACAUCAGAUGAUAAUAAAUAAUAUAAAGUCAAUGU
Molecule: messenger RNA, 2327 nt
Organism: Eupeodes corollae
Lineage: Eukaryota; Metazoa; Arthropoda; Insecta; Diptera; Syrphidae
Product: soluble guanylate cyclase 89Db-like
Exons: 10
Coding region: 231-2240 (669 amino acids)
Biological process (GO): cGMP biosynthetic process; nitric oxide-cGMP-mediated signaling; response to oxygen levels
Cellular component (GO): guanylate cyclase complex, soluble
Molecular function (GO): guanylate cyclase activity; heme binding; oxygen sensor activity
Source: RefSeq, a predicted model, not a curated record